Messenger RNA from Camellia sinensis, 1080 nucleotides. NCBI's taxonomy places the organism in Eukaryota, Viridiplantae, Streptophyta, Magnoliopsida, Ericales, Theaceae. The record is from RefSeq and is a predicted model, not a curated record.
UAAAAUGGAGAGCAUCAUCAACUCUCUCCUCUUCCAUGGCCUAAGAAGCUAUCUCAGAGUUUACUUUUACUCUUUCAAAAAACAAAAACAACUUCUAUGGAAACUUGUUUCCUCACGACUUUUGUUAUUAUCCUCCUUUUCUGCUUAGCAGAGACUUGCUAUGGUGGAGGUGUGAUGUUCUCUUCCCUUCCUCAAACACUAGUUGUCUCUGCUUCUCCUCAACAAGGGCAAGGUAAUUGCAGUACUCUCCUUUACACUGCUGAGAAAACCCAUAAACACGAAGAGUCCAGUGUCCUAAAUGCUGGAGAAGACACAAUAACUCUGACCUGGGGUUUGAACCAGAGUUUCACAGCAGACAUGGCUGAUCAGUUGUACAAGAAUGUCAUAGUGAAGCUUUGUUAUGCACCGAUCAGCCAGGUUGACCGAGCAUGGAGGAAAACUGUGGACAAUCUGAGCAAAGACAAGACAUGCCAAUUCACCAUUGUUAACAAACCAUACCAAAGAAAUCAGAGCUCUGAUCAGUGGAUGGUUGAGAAAGACGUGCCAACCGCGACUUACUUCGUGAGAGCCUAUGCUUAUAACUCUGCUGGUGAAGAGAUGGCUUAUGGCCAAACCACUGAUGAUGGAAAGAAGAGCAGCAAUCUGUUUGAAAUCCGGGGAAUCACUGGGCGCCAUCUCUCGCUCCACGUUGCUUCUGCUUGCUUCUCUGCUUUCUCUUUGGCGUCUUUGUUCGGGCUUUUCUGGAUGGAGAGGAGAAAGGUGUCAGUGAAGAAAUGAGAUUGAAAAGCAGAGAUGUAUUGUUGAUCGGUUAAUUUCAUAGAUAUUGUGUGUGUGUGUGUUUUUUUUUUUUUUUUUUUUUUGUCUCCAUUGAAUUUACUGUGAAACUCAUCGGUGUUUUGAGAAAUAAAAUGCAAUCUGCAGCUUGAGGUUGAAUGAUUUGAAACUUGCAUUCAUCUAGUGAGCAACCUGUUAAUUGAAAUGAUUUGAGUCAUUGCUGUUGUUGCCAAGGUUAUGAAGAUUAAAAAACAAAAAAGUUGUGUGUCCUCAAUCAAACAAAAUCAAUUAUCACCGUUGCACCAA